GUCGGAUCGUGCCGUAUGAUGAUGUGCUGAGGACUGAACGUGCUUCAUUUAUGUGAAGGAGAGAUAACACAUAUAUGUCGUUGUCGUAUCGUGUCUACCGGUUUUAUGAGGACUAUAUAUAUCGGCAUUGGUUUGGAAAUGAUGGCCGUUUAAAAACGCUCUCCGAUCCUUUGCUAACGACUGCCUUCCAUCCUCCAUUGUACAAUGCAAAACUGAAUCCUGCCUUGAAGCUCAAAUAUAAACCGGCAGCAAUCUUCGACAUGACGGAAAAGCGCAACUCUCUGGAAAAAGUUCCAGAUGAGCGGCCAUGUUUGCUGGAGCUGGAACUCGGGACUCUCAGCUUCAAGCAUCAUCCACUCUUCACUAGAGAAUUUGUACUGGCUCAGAAUAUCAUGUCCAUGUACGAUGCUUACAGGGAACGUCUAGAGUCUGAAGUGGGAGUACGUCUGGCUCAGCGGCUGAUGGCACUCCGUUUGGCCCGCGAUAAUCUGAUCAGAGCAUCUGUCACCGCGUCGCCCUCACAACAGGCUGUCCAAGCUGACAAACUCAAAAAGUACAGCGCCGAAAUUCGCAAGGUGCGCGCGGCGCGCUUGUCGGAGGGCGCACGCGACCGCCAGCUGACUGCGCGCCUGCUCUGCGAAUGGCACCAAUUGAAGCAACUGCGCAUGCGCCAACACUUUGCCAGCACUAGGCUGCAGCUGCAGAUAUAUAAGCCGGAGCAGGGCAACUCUCCCUUCAGUCUGCCUGACGAGUUGGCGGCCGAGAUCAGAAAUCAAGUAGCAGAGCUGGAAGCAGAGGCCUGGGAAGAGUACAAUCAGAAAAUGGAAGAAUACAAGCAGAAGUGGAAUGAAUGGAAAAGGGAAUCGAAAGUCAAGAAAAACAGCGACCAAGAGCCGGAACCGCCCUUGAAACCAGAUCUUCAAAAUUUGCAAUCGGACGUUUCGAAAAUGGUGUCCGAUUGCAUCAGACCGCCUGAUGAGCCUCCAAUCGUAUUGCAGCUUACUGAAGACACGCCCACCAAUGACGUCACCGAUACAGCUGAACAACAGCGCAGGUCACUGGUGAAAAGAUGUCAGAUCGCGUUUCGCAUCCUCUACAACGGACAGGAGGUUUGUCAGACAUUGCCGCAGUCACUGGACCAGAGCUUCAAGGUCACCUUCAAUCAGCUGUUCGCCAUUCGCAUUCUCCAUUGGCCGCAGACGCUCUCCGUCGAGUUGAUUAUGGAUGGCAGGCGAAACGUUGCUGAGAUUUUUAUUCCGAUUCCUUCAAGCGGGGUAACCCUGGACUCCGCGCCCGUGGAACAGCUGGUGUUCAGCAGCUGCUCUGUGGUGAGAGGAGUGAAUGGUGUGGGUGCAGUGGGCGCCGGUGUGGAGUUCUCGAUUGUGCCGGGUGGAGCGCCACUGUGUCCCUACACUGAGGGCGUGGUUAUCUGUCGCACCGGCUGGGCACAGGAGAACGGUGUCGUCUUGUGUCCGCCCGACAAGUAUUUGCCCGCUGCUGUCAGGAGCAGGAACAAAGUAGCUCCAGCUCUGAGCCUGAUCAAGGACAUAAGCAAACUGAAAGAUUGGGCCGACAAAACACAGCUGGACCCAAACGAUCCCAGUAAUGCCGAAUUUUUCGAAUCGUUGAAGGCAGCAUCGCAUGAAGUGACGCUUGUAAAGGAGCCUCUAUUGAAUCCACUAGUUGCGCAGUUUGAAUUCUGCACCGAUGAAGAACUGGAGAAGAAUCCUCGACUCAAACUGCUGCGUCUCAGAGACCAGGCCACACCUGAAUUCAGAGGAGUCAGAUGCAUACCACUGCGCGAACGGGAGAUACCGCCCGAUAUUUUCAAGAUCUACGAGAAGAGACUAUCAACGGCCAGCAGCCCCUUGAAACAGGGGGAGAGUGUGACGGGGUUGGGUGGUGGGGGAAGCAUAGAGACACAUAGAGCGUAUGGAGUGGUUUUCCUAGCCAAGGUCAAGGACAACCUAGUGAGGCGAUUCAGGCAGGCAAGGCAUCAGAGAGCGCUCAGGGAUAUUGUCAUUGAGGACCAGGUGCCUGAUAUGGGAACUCUAGGCUUGACAUUUAUGAAAUGGCUUCAACCAAAAAGACCUCUGCGACCCAGGCGAAAAGAGCGCACAAAAGUGCCUGUCAAAAGUUUAGCCGGACAUGAAGUCAAGAUAAUUGUGAACGUAGUGCGCGCGUUCGAGGUGCCGGUGCGGGCUGACGUUGACCCGGGGCCGGGGGCAGAAAACGGGGCCCGUGGGGGCGGCAUUGGGGGCAGUGGGGCGGCACUAGUGCCAGUACGCCCCUUUGUCGAGAUCAGCUUCCAGGGCCAGCGAUGUCGCACCACCACUGCCGAAGGCGCAAAUCCCACAUGGAAUCAGGAUCUGCACAUUCCGCUCAAGGCCCCAAACGGAGACAUGACCCCGGGUGGGCUGCAGUCGAUACGGGACAACCUCUACUGUCACCUGUACGACGAGACAGUGGUCGACCUGUUGGAGGAUGACCGCCAGCGAACCACCAACAUCCACCAACGCAUGGAGCGACAUUGGCUCGGCUCGCUUGCCAUACCGUUCGCCUCGCUCUAUGCCAACUCAAGGGUGGAAGGCACAUUCAAGCUGUACAGUCCGCCGGUGGUGUUAGGCUACGAGAGAGGGGACAGCCACUCACAUGCCCCCCGUCACGUGACGUCAUCAGCCACGCCUGCCCACCCCACCCCUUCCCAUCUGCGCAACAACACAUUCCUCACCCUAUUCAUCACCGUGCAUCCACCGCUGCAUUUACCUGAGCCGUUCAAGGAACGUCUUGAAUGUAGCGAACCUCCUCACCUGGAGCAGUACAUGGAGGAGUGGGAGGCUCAAGUGAAGCGCGAUUUCCCUGACAGAUCAGUCAAGUCAACCGUCAUGGACGUCAAUGGGAAGUCAGUCUGCGUCACACGCUUUUUCAGACCUCUAGAGCCGCCUGUGUUGGAAGAAGGCGUAGUCACCUCCCCAGAAAUGGCGGCUUGGUUUGUCUCCAAAAUCCCCUCCACUCCAGGCAGUAUUCUCUUUCCAGGAUUGUUCGACAUUUGGCUCACAGCUGAUCAAGUACUGAAAGUGCUGCAAGGCGACUCUGACGACCUGGCAAUUCUGCUAUGCUGUUUCUUUCUGCGGCUGGGUUUGCGUGCCUGGCUGGUGCUCGGUGUGGGCAUACCCCACGGUCGCAGCUCGUUUGUGCUGACUCAGCGAGGUGGUGGCGUGGAGGGCGAAAGUGGAGGAGACCAGUGGCAUGUGUGGGAUCCAACCACUGGACAGAAGUUUGCGCUGACUGACAGUUUUUGUCCUCUGCAUCGGGUGCACUGUCUUAUCAACGAUGAAAACGUAUGGAUGAACGUUCAACGUGAAGAUCUACUACGCCGUGUGCGCCUUGACGUGGGACGUCGCGGCGACUGGUGCGGCAUGUUUGCCAGGGGCGCCGCAGCCGCUGCAGCCGCCGCCAGUCUGCAGCCGACGCAGCUCGAAUUCGCACCCACUUCCGCUGCAGACGCCCAGGUUCUGCAGGACCGUAUUGAAAAGCUGCUCAGGGACUCAAUAGCAAAGUGGAGACCUACUGCCAGGACAGUAUGGAACCGCUAUUGUAUCGUAACGUUGAGGAAACUGUUGCCUAGCCUGGAGAAAGCCUCCUGGUCCAAUGAGCAGACGUCCACUAUUCUUCAAGAACAUCUGCAGGAACUCAAUCAUAUACUAGCUUCCCAUAAGAUGUGUGGAUUCCCUCUGAACUUCGCCUACACGAAGAUCGAGGAUAUUGAGGAGGCGGUGAAAGGUACGGGAGUCCACUGCUAUGAGAGCUUAGAUGUGGAGUUUGCCCUGGCCGUCUAUGUGCACCCCUACCCCUGCGAUAUUCUGUCUGUCUGGGUGUAUGUGGCCUCUCUAGUUCGCCGAAGAUAGUCCACUCAUUUCACUAUAGUGAGGUUCACGUUGUAACGGCAGUUGAACAAGAAAACCUUAGCUGAUCCU
Nilaparvata lugens (brown planthopper) is the source of this 3977-nucleotide messenger RNA. Its product is annotated as coiled-coil and C2 domain-containing protein 2A-like. NCBI's taxonomy places the organism in Eukaryota, Metazoa, Arthropoda, Insecta, Hemiptera, Delphacidae. Gene Ontology annotation, biological process: non-motile cilium assembly; protein localization to ciliary transition zone. The record is from RefSeq and is a predicted model, not a curated record. Gene Ontology annotation, cellular component: ciliary transition zone. The transcript has 23 exons. Bases 75 to 3908 code for a protein of 1277 amino acids.